CAACUGUGUACAUGAUGGCACAGGAGCAGUAGUAUCUCUAAGCAAUGUUCUGCACUGUAUCAUCCGUAUUAUAUAUAAGUGAAUAAAAAAACUGCAGAUUUUAUUGUGGAAUUCCAAAAGCAGCUACAGCUAGCCUACAUCGCCGGUCUAGCUCAACAAGAUUGGUACCGUAUCUAUAAGACUAUAAGAUAAAUUCGCCUGAUAUAUCUCCAAGAAAAAGCAAGCCCAUCGUCCUACCGUAUUAGCAAUGGAGGCAGCAGCAGGAGAGGGGCCGACGACGACGAUGAAGACGGUGUGCGUGACCGGCGCGGGGGGUUUCGUGGCCUCGUGGCUCGUCGAGCGCCUCCUCGCCGGCGGACGAUACAAGAUCCACGGCACCGUCCGCGAUCCCGGCGACGCCAAGAACGCGCACCUGCUGGGGCUGGACGGCGCCGCGGAGCGGCUGCGGCUGUUCAAGGCCGACCUGCUCGACUUCGGCAGCCUGGCGGCGGCCAUUGCAGGCUGUGACGGCGUCUUCCACGUGGCCUGCCCCGUCCCCGACUAUACCCUCACCGACCCCGAGACCGAGCUGCUGGCUCCUGCCGUGACGGGCACCAUGAACAUCCUCAGGGCGUGCUCCGACGCCCAUGUCAGGAGGGUCGUCGUGGUCUCCUCUCUCUCGGCUGUCAUGAUAAACCCUGACUGGGGCGAGUGCAAGGUCAUGGACGAAGGUUGCUGGUCUGAUGUCGACCUCUGCAGAACUACUAAGGACUGGUAUUGCCUUUCCAAGACACUGGCAGAGAUGGAGGCAUUUGACUACGCCAAGAGAACCGGAGUGGACGUGGUUUCAGUUUGUCCAUCCCUAGUGAUCGGGCCAAUGCUGCAACUGACAGUGAACGCGAGCAGUUCGGUCGUGGUUGACUUCCUCAAAGGAGACCGUUUGGUGAAAAUGAAACUCAGACACUUCGUGGAUGUUCGCGACGUCGCCGAUGCUCUUCUCCUGGUGUAUGAGACCCCGGAGGCAUCUGGGAGGUAUAUCUGCAAUUCGCACGCGAGGCUGGUGUCUGAUGUCAUAAGGCUACUCAGGAGCUGGUACCCGACCUAUCAAUGUGCCACCAAGUUCGUGCAAGUGAGCCACGAGCCCGCGUUCAGUUCCAACAAGUUGCAGGCGCUUGGCUGGAAAUUCAGGCCGUUUGAGGAGACCCUCAGGGACAGCGUUGAAUCCUUCAAGGCUGCAGGCGUCAUCCACUGAGGAAACACCACUGCCGUGAGCAUUUGAAAAAUCCAAGCCAUUGCCUCGUGCAGUACACCAGUCUUGAUCGAUAAUUGGGAUGAGUAAUGUGUAAUCAUCAAAAGGGGAUCAAUGUUUGUUCGUGUCAUAGACUGCAUUUAGCAAUAGCAGUAAUAAGUACAUGGAAUUUAUAUGAAGGUAUGUUAUCUUCUUUUUUUUGAAA
Molecule: messenger RNA, 1433 nt
Organism: Zea mays
Lineage: Eukaryota; Viridiplantae; Streptophyta; Magnoliopsida; Poales; Poaceae
Product: cinnamoyl-CoA reductase 1
Exons: 6
Coding region: 248-1231 (327 amino acids)
Molecular function (GO): oxidoreductase activity, acting on the CH-OH group of donors, NAD or NADP as acceptor
Source: RefSeq, a predicted model, not a curated record